ACAAACCUAGAAUCAAGAAUAUGGCGGGAGUACUAUGACGAAUUUGAACUUGAGUCAAGUCCUUUAUGCAUUCAAUGGAAUAGAAUUGGCAUUACCUGCGGCUGCGAAGACGGCGGUGUGUAUCACUACGAUGACCGAUGCAGAUCAAACAGACCUGUGCUAAUGUUUGAUGGACACUGCAUGCCAGUCGUUUCCUGUCGAUACAAUAAAGCUCGAGACCUUCUUGCAACCGGCGAUUUGCAAGGGGACCUGAUGAUCUGGGAUAUGAGACAACCGAAAAUCCCAGCCAACAGUUUCAAAGAGGCCCAUAAGGGAAGGAUUUCGGGGAUGUCUUGGUGUCCAUGGCAACCGGAUCUCUUGGCAACCGGAAAUACCCGGCAUCAGCCAACAUUGAAGUUCUGGAACCUCCUCACUGGACUCAAGAGUAGAGAGCGACGCGUAUCUCACGAGGUUACCUCUGUUCAAUGGCUCGAGAGUGAACAGGAACUUAUUUCAAGUCAUAAGAGUACUCCAGAAGCUAUUGUUUUCUGGAACUAUCCUUCGCUGGAACGCUGCGGCACCUUGACAAAUGAUGAUGAUGAAACGAAUAGCACAGGACUAGUCAGCGUCAAGAAAUCAUAUCAAAUGAUUGCCACAUCGGAAGAAAGUGAUUCAAUUUACGUCUGGGAUUUAGAACAGACCAGGGAAUCCAUGACGUCACAUAGGGGACAACCUUCCACCGUUCUUUCCAGGAGACGAUCGCUUAUUCAACUGGGACUGAUGAGAUGAGACAUUAUGGAAACGUUGUUUUCUCAUUUCAACGUAUACGUCGUUCUGUCACCGAAUGUAAGCAUGAAGGUCCUAUCCCAUAUACAAGCCAACAAGUGAAAAAUGGGGCAAGGUAUACUGGGACACAAUGGGAUCUAAGUAAAGGCAAAUUAAUUGACGAAGCUUUGAUUAGCUAAAUUAAGUAAAUAACCCCCAUCCUAUACCCCCAAAUAUUGUUCAUGUUAAUUUGCAUGCCCCAUUUAUAUAAUGAUAAAAAAAUAAUAUACAGCAGUUAUGUAGCGUUUAAGAGAAAUGUUUCUAAGCGUUGCAUAUACUUCCCCGGCUGCAUCACCGACGACCCUGAUCGGACGCUCGAGCAUUCAAGGAUGGUAUCCCUUUACUACACCUGGGUGGA
Messenger RNA from Lytechinus variegatus (green sea urchin), 1162 nucleotides. RefSeq names its product anaphase-promoting complex subunit cdc20-like. Gene Ontology annotation, biological process: positive regulation of ubiquitin protein ligase activity; positive regulation of anaphase-promoting complex-dependent catabolic process; anaphase-promoting complex-dependent catabolic process. Lineage: Eukaryota; Metazoa; Echinodermata; Echinoidea; Temnopleuroida; Toxopneustidae. Gene Ontology annotation, molecular function: protein binding; anaphase-promoting complex binding; ubiquitin ligase activator activity. The coding region runs from base 163 to 768 and encodes 201 amino acids. The transcript has 5 exons. Gene Ontology annotation, cellular component: anaphase-promoting complex. The record is from RefSeq and is a predicted model, not a curated record.